Molecule: messenger RNA, 2439 nt
Organism: Centropristis striata (black sea bass)
Lineage: Eukaryota; Metazoa; Chordata; Actinopteri; Perciformes; Serranidae
Gene: dzank1
Product: double zinc ribbon and ankyrin repeat domains 1
Exons: 19
Coding region: 1-2181 (726 amino acids)
Biological process (GO): eye photoreceptor cell development
Molecular function (GO): protein binding
Source: RefSeq, a predicted model, not a curated record
AUGACAGCAGGAUCAGUGUCGGCGCCGCUCAUCAUCCCGAUCAUCGACCUGCAGAGACACAGAACCAAGAACCACAUCGACACCAGCACACCUGUCUCCCUCCACUCAGAAACUCCUGGCGUGCAGAUCUUCUUCUCUCUGGAUGGGUCGAGGCCAGUGGUGGUGGUGGCGCAGCGCGGCUCAUCAGGCAGCAGCAGGAAGUACAGCAAGCCGAUCCUGCUGCCGGCUGGACGAGUCGCUGUCAGAGCACUCGCUGUCAGCAGUGAUGGCAGACAGAGCUCUGUGGUGACGAAGGUAUUUUCAGUUGAUCUUGUGGAUUCAGAGGACAGGAAGUGGAGCAAGGAGGACUUCCUGCGCAGCGACCAGCAGCCUCAGUUUGAACCGUCUGAGAACUCUUCACUCCUACCUGCAGAGCCAACGAUUGUGGGUAGUGCCUCUCCUCCACCAGCUCCUCGUCUCCUGGCGGGUCGACUUGGCGGCGCAGCAUGCAGACGGCGUCAGGGGGGCUCAGGUGUGUCGGAGCAGCUGAGCAGCACGCUGACGUCCCAAUGUGUCCACCGAGAGAUGGACAUCCUGCGGUGUCCUCAAUGUCUGAGUGUCCGUCCCUCAGACCCGUCCUCUGGCUUCUGUCCUGAGUGUGGAGCUGCUCUCCCGGUGUUACCUGAGCAGAGACCGCCGCCUGCUGAGGGAGGACAGGUGCUCUGCUGUGUGAUCUGUCACUCUCUGGUUCCUGUGAACACUCACACCUGUUUAAUCUGUGAAGCCUCAAUCCAACCACAGAGCAGCCUACAGGAGCGUGUGGUGUGUGUGUGCUGUGGAGGAGUGAACCCAGCUCACGUCUGCAGCUGUUUGAUCUGUGAGAGUCGUCUGCAGGGGAACAGCGCCCCCUCUGUCCUCCCAGCAGGCAGCAGGACGUUGACGUGCUCCAGAUGUAAACGUUUGAACCGCGGAGACGCCCGGUUCUGUGACUGGUGCGGCUCCAAGCCGAGACAGGCAGCCAGCUGUGUGGUUUGUUGGCGCUGUGGCGCCAACGGAAACCUGUACGGCUCCUACUGCGCGGCCUGUGGUGCCUUGCUGGAGGCUCCGCCCCCACCCACAUCCUGCAGUGACAUCACAGGACCUACCGCCACCAACCAGGUGUGCCGCUCCGCUGACAUCACUGCCACCUGGCAGGCCAUGCCCUCCUCUGGCUCUGCCCCUCGCACAAAGUUAGCCACGCCCACAGCCGAGCAGGGCACGCAGACUGUUGGACUCUAUUACCCAUCAGCCACUGGGCUGCAGAGGAAAUACCAACAGAGUGCGACCAGAGACCGCCAACCGCUGCUGACUGCCAUCAGCCCGGGAAGAGGUUUCUGGAGGUUGCAGCUGGAUCAUGUUUGUGCUCACCUGAGGAGUUACGCUCAGAACAACGCCUCCUUCAGGGCUCUGCUGGGAGAGCCUCGCCUGGGCCGGAUGGUUUCUGCUGUGAUUCAGGAAGAUCGUUAUGAAGUCAGCGUGACCGUCAGCUUUGUGUCGGCCGGUCGGGAGCAGCAGGGCGGCCCAGCAGGGGGCGCAACCGCGGCCAUGGGGGGCGCCACAGCAGCCACAGGGGCCACAGGGGCCACGGGGGCAGUCGAGACUCUGAGCAGCGUGACGGAGCGAUCUGAGGACUGCAGCAGAAAUGAUCGCUCCAACAACAAACGGCUCAAACAGAAGCCAACGCCCAAACCUCCGUUGGCUGCCUGGCUGCAGGUGUGGGAGGUGCGGCUUCUGGCAGAGCUGGGUCCUGGUCCGGGUCGAGGUCAGGCGGGCGUUGUCCAGCAGUUCUUGGAUCAGGGGGUGGACCCGUCCUGCUGCGACGCCGACGGACGCCAUGCUCUAGCGGUGGCCGCGGUCAACGGUCACCAUGACGUACUUCCUGUUUUAGUGCAGCGAGGAGCCGACGUGGAUCAGCAGUCCGGACCGUUGAGAAACUCGGCUCUGCAUGAAGUCGCAGCGCUCGGAGCUGAAGGUCUGCAGAGCGCCCAGGUGCUGCUCAGCCUGCAGGCCAGCGUGCAGCGGAGGAACGCCAGUGGGCGGACGCCAUACGACGUGGCGGUGACCUCCGGCUGCAACGACAUGGUGACUCUGCUGGCGGCUCGGGCCGGACUCCACCUGCUGGGAAAACUGGGAAAACCCAAAGUCAACCUGGACGUUUACUGACUGUCAGGACAAACAAACAGCCUGACACUCUAUGGACCUGAAUGACCAUGUAGGAAUGUUCAGUACAUUUACUCUGUCCUGUACUUUAUUACUUCACUUGAGUUUUUCCAUCCGAUCUGAUCCAUGAGACAGUAAACUAACUUUAAUAAGCAUUAAGUCGAUGUUAUAGUAUAAUGUGUUAGAUUUGUUGGACGUGUUGAUUUACUGGACAGUUUUUGUUUCAGAAACUUGAAUAAAAAGUUGUUUAAAUGUUGAAAA